Messenger RNA from Cydia amplana, 762 nucleotides. Its product is annotated as mitochondrial coenzyme A diphosphatase NUDT8. Gene Ontology annotation, molecular function: coenzyme A diphosphatase activity. The coding region runs from base 65 to 739 and encodes 224 amino acids. NCBI's taxonomy places the organism in Eukaryota, Metazoa, Arthropoda, Insecta, Lepidoptera, Tortricidae. The record is from RefSeq and is a predicted model, not a curated record. The transcript has a single exon.
UUUUUUUAGACUUUGGACUGCCAAAUAUGACUUCAUAAUAACAAUAUUAUGUGUUGCACAAGUAAUGCUUAAGUCGCUAAUCAUGUCUUUAUCACCUCAAAGCUUAUUAUCAGCCGCGACUCGCCAACGUUGUGUAUCGAAGUUAAAAGAACUGCCUUCGCUAGUCGUUAAUGACGAAAAAGCCAGUGAAAGUGCGUCGGUGCUGGUGCCCUUAUGCGUGCACGAGGGCCAGGUAUGCCUACUGUACACGCUUCGAUCCUCAAACUUAAAAAAUCACAGCGGGCAAGUGUCCUUCCCGGGAGGCAAGGCGGACCCGAACGAGACUAAUAUUGAUACAGCUUUAAGAGAGACUGAGGAAGAGAUCGGUGUUCCUCGCGACAGUGUGGACAUUUGGGGCUCAAUGCCUCGAGUUCAAGGUCGGAAUAAGAACUUAGCUAUUAAUCCAAUAGUAGGUGAGAUAAGGAAUUUCGAUAUAAAUAAAUUGCAUGAAAACCCAGAUGAAGUAGAAGAGAUUUUUUUAGUGUCUAUGCAGGCGUUUUGCGAUACGAACAACCAUGCUCAUUGGAUGUGGAAGGACAUGCAGCUGCCUAUGUUCCUGUACGGGCGGCACAAGAUAUGGGGCAUCACCGGAGCCAUAACACACAUGUUUCUUAACUGUUUAUUGCCUGAAGAUGAGUUUAAAGGUGGCUUUUCUAGGAAGAAGUUUCAGCUGGAGGAGCUAAUGAAUUCUAAAUUAUAAUUUACUGCCCUAGAGACAAAAUU